AUGGCUCGUGGCGGCCGCGGCGGCCCGAUACGGCGGGCCUCUGCAAGCUUCGCGCUGGACGUGCCUGCUCCUCCUGCACCUACGCGAAGGAGAUCUGGCAGGACAAAAACACCAAGCAUAUUCACGGAUACCGACGAUACUGAUUUGAAACCUGGAGCGGGCGAGAGAUUUACUGAGAAGUCGGGGACUAGGGACGGCCAAAACCAGCAGCCGCGGACUCGGUUCACCAUCGACCCUGAGGGCGAACUUACACACGAUGAGACGAGCGUGGAUGUCGUCACGGUGCCGUGUCCCGGCGGGCAUCCCCUGCGGAGCUGGAACCGAGAUGGCCUCAUGGGACGAUACUUUGGCGCGCCGUCGAUGCGGGAUGUGGAGGUCCAUGAGGUGGAGCGACAGGGCCCGUCGUGGGUGAGGCAGGGCAUUCGGCGAGAGGCCAAUAGGGCGAGGAUCUUGCUGUACGAGCACCCGGAGGUUGUGGAUGGCAUGACGCUGAAUAAGCUGGCGGUUGCGCUGCUGGAUGAGCUGAAGGAGCUGAGGGCGAGGGAGAAGCGGGAGAGGCCGCUGUUGUUUAUUGGGCAUAGUAUUGGGGGGUUGGUGGUGAAGAUGGCGUUGGUGAGGGCGAGUCGGGAGGCGAAGUAUGAGGGGAUAUUGAGGGAGUGUUAUGGCGUUGCCUUCUUUGGAACGCCGCAUCAAGGAUCCAGUUACUUUGCCAUGCCUACUCUCGCGUCGAGCAUCCAGCAGCUAUUACAACUUUCAACCCCGUUGCCGGCAUCUCUUACGGAUGAUUUACGCAUGGCCAACCACUUACUCCUUCAUGUGGACGAGGACUUCAAAAUCAUAUCCGACGAUCUCCGCGUAUGGACCUUUUACGAGACAAUCGAUUCUCGACUGUCGGCCAACUCGGGAGACAUCUAUUUCACGGCCCCCCUGACAUCCAUCAAGUCUGCCAUUCUUGGGAUGCGUCAGGAGCGCAUUUUCCCCUUGCAGGGCGACCAUGCCAACAUUGCGUCCUUUGGGAGACACAACGUGCACACGCUGCGGCUCUUCUUACGCCAGCUGGCGGAGCAUAUCGAAAAGGCAGAUUCCAAUGCCCGGGAGGAUGCGAGGGCGGGGAAAUGGAUGCUCAACUUGGAGCAGAAGGUGACGGUGGAGGUUCAUGGCUUUUUUGACGAUGCGGGGAUUGAUGAUGGGACGGUGAGGGCCUGGUCGACGAGGCUGCCGCUGAGGGAGUUUAUGAGUAAAGGCCCGGAGGCAUGUCUGAGUGAGAGGCUGAAUGAGUCGGAGGGUCCGCCUGAGGAGAGCAGAUUUCUUGCUAUGAGAGGGAGGACGGGCUUGGUGGACAUGGAGGGACCACCCGAGGUUGUUGAGUUUCCUCCGGAUCCUAUGACGGUAAAGAAUGCCCUUGGUAUUGAUCAGGAUAUGGUUCCUUCGGUUGACCAAACUGCUGCCCUUCCUUCGGUAUUGCCGGUGCCGCCGCCGUCGCCCAUGCUUCUACCAGUUGACCCUCCAAUAGGCCUAUCAAGGCCUAGAAAGAGUACAGAAUCCGCACCGUCAGCGAUACGUUCACGGCCUGCAGCAGCUGCGCUUUCGACGCCUCCUUCUCGGCCCAUCUCGCUGCCUCCUCAGCAAACUUCAGCUUUUCGAAAACCCUCGCCCCUUAUGCGGGCGAGCUUAGACCAGGAGCUCGCCAUUGAUCGUCUUUCGCCUCCUUUGCGAGGUAGGGUAGGGCGAUCCUUCAGCCGGUCUAUGAGUCUGGACAGUGACAUUGGCGGCGCAUCAUCUCCCCCUCGGUAUCGUGGCUUUCCUCCUUUAUCAGCGCGAAGUCGAAGUACGUUUGACAGGGCUCUGAUUGGAGAUGAGAAUGAUAGCGAUGACGAUGACGACGACGGUGGGCUGGAGGGGUCUCCGAAACUGCCUGAGAGCGUUCUUGCGAUUCGGAAGAUGGCAAAGGAGAGGGGCCACAGGCUGAGCGAAACUGUGAUUGUGGAUGACGGGGUGGUGGUUCAUACUGCGUUUAUGAAGCCGGAGGCCAAGGCGAGGAAGUUUGUUUGGAUUCAUUUGCCGUUUAAUAACCCUACUUGGGUGACUGCUGUUCUUCAGACGUUGCAGGUUUCCUACCAGAGGGACUUUUCAGCUCUGUCGAAUCAUGAUUUUUGGGUGAGGAGACAUACGCGUGGAAGGCACUCGCAGCAUUAUGCGCAUUUUGCGAAGCCGGGGUGUUACUUUACAGCGCCUCGAACGUUAUCUCCAAGGGCUCAUUCAGUGACCAGCCGCUCCCUUUCACCACCUGGUGAGGACGACCAGAUGUAUGUUUGUCUGUUUCUCCCAUACCUGCACUUUGACUCGUACAAGAGACUCAUUCGCCGACGCGAACUCAUUGCGAAGCGGUUGGCUCAUGGGAGGGCCAGGCCCGUCCCUGAAUCUGUUGCCAAGUCGGAUUCCCUGGAACUACAAGUUGUCUGGGAGUUCUUGGGGCAUGACCCGCCAAUUAACUGCCGACGCACGCUGGACCAAUAUGGGUACCCAUCGAUUAGAGAUACACGGUCUCGGGAUGACGACCAAAUGCUGUACAAGUUGACAAAGGAAAGAUAUUACGACGUGGCUGAAUACAGGGGAUUGUAUAGCCAGACUUCGGGCAGUGGCUCCGCAUCAGGAGAAAGCAGUAAUAAAAGCGGAAAUGGGAGCGGGACUGGAAGUGGAAAUGCUGGUGGAAGCAGAACAGGGAGCUGGCGGGAGAGGCUCAACAAACAGAAUGGCGGCGAGAACGGGGAUGAAGAGGCUGAGAAGGACGUGCUGAAUGGGAAUGUGCUGAUGGUGGAUCAGUUAUGGAUCUGGACUAUUUCAACUCAUACGCUGCUUUCAUUCUUUCCCAAGCGUGAGAGCGAUCCUAUCGAGGGGCCAUUGUACCAACAGGCAGAUUUGCGUGAUAGCAUCUUCAACGAUGUCAAUGUAGAUCUCACGCGCCUCUGUGAUAGCUCUUUGGAUUUGGCGGCACUAGCAGCUCUGCAUGCGGUGAGUGUUCUUCUGGACAGAGCUUCUCAUCCCGAUUUGGAGGUCUUUCGCAUCUUUGAAGAAGCCAUCAGCGUCUUGACUGAGAAACUUACCACAUCUCUCAAAGAGUUCCGCUCAGAGGGGUUUCGUGACAAGGCUUUUGACUAUGAGCCUGUCGAGAAUAAAGCUCGCUCGAUUCGGGAACGUCAUAAACAAGAAGGUCGACGAGCCGAACAGGAGAAUAGGGAUAACACUUCGGCGUUAUUGGAGCUGCGAGAUAUUGAGGACGAAUUGGCAACUCUACUGGGUCUCUUUGAGAGACAGACUAAAGUGAUUUCAUCGAUGCACACAAUCUAUAAUCGCCCCGAGAUGAGAGCUCACACGGUCCAUGGAAGAGGAUUCCUCGUUGAGGCGCUGAAGCGACUGGGAGAAUAUAUACACGUGACGGAGGAAAUGAUUCGACGGGUGAAGAACACGAGGGACGAAUACGACAAGUUGCUGCAAAUGGUGCAACGCCAGGCGCAAGUUGACGAAGUACGACUGAGUAGACUUCACGCUGAUUUAGCCAGCGCACAGAGCCGAAGCGUAUUGAUCUUUACGACCUUUACCGUCAUAUUUCUGCCGCUUCAGUUCUUUACGGGAAUAUUCGGUAUGAAUACGCGCGAAUGGGGAGGAGGCGACAAUUUGCCGCUGCGGACGAUUGCCGUGAUUGGCAUCCCAGCGAGUGUGAUUCUAAUCGUGGUGACUCUCAUCGUUGCGUGGAGUACCAACGCGCGACGCUUCUUCAAGUGGAUCGGGAGACAGUAUGGAGGAGCGAUUCGCUUCUUUUACGAGAUUUUUGGGAGACCCGUGGCGCAGUGGACGAUGAAGUACAUGGAUAGUUUGGCGGCGAGGAGGGAAGGGAAGCGCAGGCAAGGAGGGCCUGGGAGAGGGGAGGACAGAGCUCCAAAUGGUAGCUUGAGCACGGAGACGAGCGAUUUCUGGGAGAGGCAUCGGCUGGAGAGGGAGAGGGGGUAUCAGAUUCCGGAGAUGAAUAAGGCGCCGGUGAGUAGGAUCAAGGUAGGGGCGAAGUUGAGGAAGGUUCAAAGGGGAUGA
Molecule: messenger RNA, 4086 nt
Organism: Trichoderma gamsii
Lineage: Eukaryota; Fungi; Ascomycota; Sordariomycetes; Hypocreales; Hypocreaceae
Exons: 6
Coding region: 1-4086 (1361 amino acids)
Biological process (GO): transmembrane transport; metal ion transport
Cellular component (GO): membrane
Molecular function (GO): metal ion transmembrane transporter activity
Source: RefSeq, a predicted model, not a curated record